UUGAUCCAGAAUCCCGAGAAAAUUCACUUUUUAUGCCCUUCGGUGUGAGUGCAUGUGUUGACGAAGGGACGGGAGACAUUGCGUGGAGCAUUAAGUGUUGGCACCCCUGGUCGGCUGUUGAGCCCGUCACCUCCGAGAAAGCUCUCGACUCUUUCCCUCCUUCACCCUUUUCACCCUCCUCCCUCGACCUGCCAUCACCACGCGUAAAACCUUGCAAAACGCGAAAUAUUCCCCAAUCCUAGGAUUGAUCUAUGGUCUAAAUUUACAGACAAGGGAAAAAACCAGGAGCACUGGCGCAGACAAGGCAGAAGGGGGCGAACUCUCCUGUCAGCGCCAUGAUCUCCUCCAACACCAGAGCCACGCGAUCGCGAAUUUCAAGCCCACAACAGGCAGGAUCAAACGGUGGCUCGAGUACACCAGCUGUCAAGAGCACGGGCGCAGACGAUCAGAAGACAUUUAUGCAGAGGUGGUUGGAGCCUCCUGUUCAGGUCCGACCGAGCUACCAGGACGCAGGAUUGGUGCGGCACGGAGUGGUCGAAGGAAUGGCACCACUGGGCACCAUGCCAAAGGUGGGCAUCUUUAAGAAAGCUGUCACACCUGCGGAGCCUACACCACCUCGGAAGAUUGUCCUAAAGCGGCCUGUUCCCAGCAGCAUCCCCCCUACAGCCCCGACAAAUGAUCCUGCAGAGGAUGAUGAUACAGAGGAGGAAGAGGGCGAGGGUGAUGGCGACGAGGAAGCAGAGGAGGGGAUUCCACCUCCACCUUCUGCAGCUUUAGCUUCCCGGCGGUCCCUCACUUCGCGUGAGGCUGACGAUGAUGAGGAUUGGGCUCCGACCAGGGCAGGAGCAACAGCCUCGUCAGGCUACAAGAGUCUUGCACGGCGGAGCUUGGUGCCUCGGGCCAGUGCUGGGAGAUCAGGCUCCGUAUCUUCUCCUCUACAGCCGACAAGCACAUCCGGGGCAUCACGGGCUUCUGAUAUAAAAGAGGCUGCUGACAAAGUGGUCGAGCAUGCGGUGGAUGAAGCACUCAAGCACUUCCGAUACCCCACAGCCUGGGCCCUGAGGACCCUGUAUGACGAAAAUUCAUCAAAUCCCGAGUUUCUCACAAUGGUCGAAGAGGUCUAUUCGCAAACCGCUGACCCUGGCACCCUCGAAGAAUUUGCCCGCCUUGUCCACGAGAAAAAAAAGGAAGGCAAGAAAGACAACAAAGGCUGCUACUACUUCGUCCCUCCCUCAACAAACAAUCGCUUCAUCCCCCACAAGCCGAAGCGAGCGCCAUACUCGGAUCUAGUCCGGCUUGAAUUGCCCAACCUUGAAGAAGUUGAUGGUGAUCAAAAACAACCUGAUCAAGAAGCUGAUCAAAACCUCGGCCACCAAGUGCACCCGGGCGACUCUCAGCUGAGGAUGAAUCGCCGGUCAGCCAAGCAUCCUGACUCACCUUCCAAGAUGGCUUCCAAAACGGCGGCCAACGGAAUGAACGGCACGGCCAAGACAGCGACACCGCGCAAGACCCGGGCCAAUUCAGGCUCUAGCUCGUCAUCACUCUCUUCAGCCCGCUCCAUGACCCCACCAGAUAGUAUUGAGCACGGCGACAUCUUUGAUGUGCCACCCUCGCGGGCGAGCCCAGCUGCCGAGACCAGCAACAAUGUGCCCACCCCCGCGCCCCAGCCAAUCGUGGGCCGACGGCGAUCCAACCAAGCAAAAAAGACUGAGAACGUGUCACCCACCCCCCAAGCUGCCUCUUCUUCCACUACCACUACUGCCGCAACCACCACUAUUACCACGCGCCGCCAGCAGCAACGUUCUUCUUCCGCCACAGCUGCCACCCCCAGCAUGCCUGCCGCAGUUGAGCCUCCUCUCUUCCCCAACCUGUCAUCCAAGAAGGGCACUCAGAAACCGGCCCGCGGUCCUAUCUUCCCAAGCAAGGUUGGGACUCUUGAUGAAAACGACGCGAAGCUGCGUUUGAAACUGAAGGCCAGAAAUGUCACCAAUGGCUCGGGGCCCGUACCGGAGAGCUACAGCCGGGAAGGGACCCCGAGAGAGGCACUUCGCCCAGACGUGUCUCGCCCGCAGAUGCCUCGUCUGCGAAUUCCUGCCACUGAUGCGCCGCGUCCCACCGAUGCACCUCGUUCCACUACGCGAGCUCGUACAUCGCUCCCGGCAACGAGCUCAUCGGCCGCGGGCCUGAACUUGAGGAGCACACGAUCUUCCCGCAAGCGAUCCCACGACGAGAUGGACGGGCCGGUGUCUCCCGCCACUGCGCAGUUCCCCCAAUCCGAGGCUGCUUCUACCGCCGCGAAUUCUCGGGCUGGCACUCCUGCAUUACGGCCAGCAAAGAAGACGAGGACCGGCCUCCGAGUCAAGUCUUCGCCCAUGAAGAAGAAAACAGGCACAUCUGCCGGAAUCCCUCGCGCCAGCGGAGAGAGAAGCAGCCCGAUGGCCAACGGCACAGCCACCAAAGAGGACGACAACGAUGACUACUGCUCAUCUUGUGGCGGAAAUGGUGAUCUGGUAUGCUGCGACGGCUGCACACGUUCAUUCCAUCUGAGCUGCGUCGACCCACCUCUUAUCGAGGACCGGAUGCCUGCCGAGUGGUUCUGCAAUGUGUGUCGGAGCACCCGCGACCCCGCCAGCUUUCCCGCUCACUCUGGUGCCUUCGGCACUCUCCUGGAAACUCUCGAUGCGAAGAACUCGAGCGCCUUCCGCCUCCCCGGCUCUGUUCGCGAGUAUUUUGACGGUGCACGAACCGGCGUCGAUGGAGAAUAUGAGGAGAUUGUGCCUGUGCCAAAGGUGACCCGGAAGAGGAAGAGCGAUGAGGACCAGGUUCCCGACUUUUUCAGGCUGCGGGAUAACGAUGGUGGCGCCGCCCUCUGCCACGCCUGCCAGAAGGCAACGUCGGACAACCGAGCCAUCAUUCCCUGCAGUCACUGCCCUCUUUGGUGGCACCUCGAUUGCCUUGAUCCGCCCAUGGCUAACCCACCCGUGCUCCGCACCUGGCGUUGCCCUUGUCACGUAGAUGACAUUCUCGCCAAGUUCCCUGGGGCUCUUGGCCCAGCCCACAAGUUCCGCAAGAUCAAGCAUGCUCCGGCUAUAAGCCCCAUCUUUUCACGUGGAAACGUCAACAAUGGCUUUAUCGAAAUUGAGCCCGAAGAGAGCGAAGACGAGAGCGGCUGGAAGGACGUAAACACCUUUGGCAAAACUUAUCGGCUACCCGAGACAGGCAUCAAGCUCGAUUUCUUCUCACGGGCUCGUGAGAACCGCAAAGGCAAACCUAUCGCGCCGCUUGCGGCCAGCAUUCCGCGAGCACCCACGCCCUUACCCCUUGCCAGCCGCAGCCUAGAAGAACAACAAGCUGCUCUCAACCUCGCCCGGCUUAGUAGCCAGAGCUCCACCGGUGUUAACACCCUGGUUGACGCCCUCCUGGCUGAGGCCGAUCCAGCUGUGGUCUCGCUCAUUGCCCGUGGAAAUCCCGAUCGAAUCGAAAACAACAACCUGGAUCGAUUUGAUAGACAGAGCCUUCACGCCAUGCUUGCUCAGAUAGAACAAAUGACGAGCCGUAUCAGGGGCGCGCUUCUUCCCCCGGCCGAGGAGCAGCACGCCUCGCCUGCCGAGGGUGAUGCUACCGCGGUAAACUCGGAGGCAACACAAGUCGAGUCCGAGCAUACCGCCUCUGGAGCUCACGAUAAGAACCUCCCUUCCCCUGCGGCAACCGAAUACGUCACCACCGGCACUCAGCCGAAGGAGGAAAAAGCCUCCAACGACGUGGCCUUGCCCCAGACACCCAUCAACGAUAUGAUGUCUCGGGACGGAGACGUCGCCUUGGAACCCCCAAGUGAUGACCAAACCGCCGUCGAGGAUUAAGCGAUGGGACAUCAGUGGAACCGGCCCACUGCCCGCUCCUCCCCCCCCCCAUAUCCCCCGCCAUCUUCGUCCCCAUCCUCGCAUUAAUCCCUCAACCCCGGUUCACGACACCCCAAACAAUACACGUCGAUCGCCUGCAUCAUAGAAUUAGCGUUGCAUUUCCAGACAGGGAAGCAGGAAAUUUUGCUUUCCGUCAAGAGAGUUAGCAGGGUCCCUUCUUCCUCCUGUUUUUACGACGGACACUGCCUCUCUCUAUAUAUCCCU
Molecule: messenger RNA, 4124 nt
Organism: Phialemonium atrogriseum
Lineage: Eukaryota; Fungi; Ascomycota; Sordariomycetes; Cephalothecales; Cephalothecaceae
Product: transcriptional regulatory protein RCO1
Exons: 7
Coding region: 336-3860 (1174 amino acids)
Biological process (GO): regulation of transcription by RNA polymerase II
Cellular component (GO): Rpd3S complex
Source: RefSeq, a predicted model, not a curated record